Molecule: messenger RNA, 946 nt
Organism: Leptopilina boulardi
Lineage: Eukaryota; Metazoa; Arthropoda; Insecta; Hymenoptera; Figitidae
Exons: 2
Coding region: 302-655 (117 amino acids)
Source: RefSeq, a predicted model, not a curated record
CUCUCUCUCUCUUUCUUUCGAUUAAAAAACAUUUUCAAAAAGUUUAUAUUAGAAAAUUUGUUGCUUUGAAAAAAAAGAAAAUUCUUUCUUUUCAUCAUUCACGAUAACGAAUUAAAUUCUAUUUUAAUUUUUUCCCCAUGUAAAUUUUGAUUUUGAUGAAAAACGGUAAAAGUGACGUGUAAGAAAAAGUGCGCAAACACGAACACAAAUGGUUAAUACAAAUUUCAUAAUUUUGUAAAAAAAAAGUACCGCAAAAUUGGAAUUAAAUUUGAUUAAAGAAUAAAACAAAAAAAAAAAAAAAAUGUCAACAACACUUUCGAAUGAAGCGCAAAUGCGUUAUAUUAUCGAAUGGUUUCAAGAAUGGUCGGAAAUGCAACGCGCCGAUUUUCUUGGCAUUUUUCUUGAACGUUGUACACCACCUGGUCUUGUUAAUGGUCUACUCUCAGGAAUUGAGGGACUAUGCAGUAAAGAUGACAUCGAUCGACCGCCAAGUUUAUUUCAAUGUCGCAUUAAAUUAUUUCGCGAAUGGAGUCAAAAUUGGACGCAACAAGAAAAAGAAUCGCUCACUGUAUCAAUAAAAAAUAUUGAUUCAAAAUUUGCCGAACAAUACGAUCAAAGAUUAUCAGAAGCCACUAAUAAUGAUGGUGAAGAAUAAUUUAAAUACAAAGAAAAUUAAUUGCCAAAAAAAAAAAACAGAAAAAAAAUUACUUAUACGAAAAUAUAAGUAAGAGAUAAAAAAAAAGAAACUACAUACAAAUUUUUUUGUAUUGUUUUUUUUUUUUUGGAAAAAUUUCGAAGAAGACUGGAUUUAUUGCUCCGUAUAAUUUUAUAUAUAUUAUUAUUAUAUAUAUAUAUAUAUAGUUUAUAAAUAAGGAAAAUAAUUGCGAAAAAUUUUUUUUUUAAAUAUUUCACUGGAAAAUUUAAUGAUUAAAUUUAUUUAGAAUUU